AUGGCUGAGAAUCAAAACAACGGCCCCGAGUACGGGCGCCCCUUAAAUGGGGCAGGGGUGCUAAGAAUCUCCCGUUCAGCUAAGAUGAGAUUCAGUAAUAAUAAAUCAUAUAAAAUUGUCACUUCGAAUGUCAGGAGUAUGUUCGAAAGCGGUAAAAUUAAUAAUACAAUACGGGAAAUGCAGAAACAUGAAAUUGGUAUUUUGGGAGUAAGUGAAAUGCAAUGGCCAGACCACGGAAGCUGUACUAUAGACAAUUAUAAUGUCUACUACAGUGGCGACGAUGGAAGAAGAAACAAACAUGGUGUUGCAGUUAUUAUAUCAAAAGAACCCAAAAAUAUGAUAACAAAUGUCGUGUAUCAUUCCGCUCGUUUAAUAAUGGUGCAAAUGAAAGGGUGGCCGGUAAAUUUAAAUAUAAUUCAAGUUUACGCACCCACAUGUGAUGCUCCUGAUGAUGAAAUGGAAAUAUUUUAUGAAGGAAUACAAUCAUUGAUAAGAAGUACAAAGUCAAGAGAUUUUCUGGUGGUUAUGGGUGACUUUAAUGCCAAGAUAGGCCAAGGUACGGAUGAUGCUAUUGUUGGCAAAUUCGUCCUAGGCGAAAGAAACGAAAGAGGUGAUCGUUUGGCUGAAUUCUGCAGAAGUAAUAAGUUGAUUAUUUCCAAUACAUUCAUUAAACUGCCAAAACGAAAACUUUAUACCUGGAAGUCACCAGCUGAUACAGCAAACAAGGUCAUUCGUAACCAAAUCGACUUUAUAACAAUAAGCGAAAGAUAUAAGAACUCAAUAAAAUUCGCAAAAACUUUCCCCGGUGCGGAUGUUCCAUCUAAUCACAACUUGCUAGCUGUUACAAUCAAUAUCAAGUUCAAAACGACAAGCUCAGCUCAACCGAGGAGUAAACUCAAUGUACAGAAAUUAAAAAGCCCAGAUUUGAGGAUACGAUUUGAGAACGAAAAUGAAAUUGAAACGAAGUUAUUAAGUUUCCAACCCGACGACAUGUCCAUUGAGGAAAUAUCUAUGAAAAUUAAAAACACAAUAAUGGAAGUUGCAAAUAAUGAAGUGAGCGUGGUCAGAUCUAGAAAGAAAGAAGUUUGGAUGACAGAUGAAAUCUUGGCAUUAAUCGACGAAAGAAGUCGGUAUAAAAAUAAAAAUAAUCGCAAAUAUAAGGAUAUACACAGAUCUAUACGUGUUCUUAUUAGAAAAGCAAAAGAAGAGUUUCACAAAAAAGAAUAUGUGGAUAUAGAGGGUUAUAAAGAAGAUACGAUUUAUUUAACUUACACAAGAAAAUUAGAAACAUGA
Teleopsis dalmanni is the source of this 1293-nucleotide messenger RNA. Its product is annotated as craniofacial development protein 2-like. Gene Ontology annotation, molecular function: catalytic activity. Gene Ontology annotation, biological process: chromatin remodeling. The record is from RefSeq and is a predicted model, not a curated record. Lineage: Eukaryota; Metazoa; Arthropoda; Insecta; Diptera; Diopsidae. The coding region runs from base 1 to 1293 and encodes 430 amino acids. Gene Ontology annotation, cellular component: nucleus. The transcript has a single exon.